AUGGCCCCCAAACGUCGCAAGUCUGGCCCUGUGCUCCCAGCAGAUGUCUCAUUUGUACGAGAUAAGAAGAAAAGUGGAGGAGACUCAGACUCUGGGCAGAAGAGCCAAGGUCUUUCCGGCGGUGACUCGUGCGUCAUCCAGUCAAUGAAGCCAGGCCCCAUCCUCGGCGCAUACACCAUUUCUGAUAUCAAGCACAAGUUUAUGAUGCUGGACACGAAUGGCGAUGGAAUCCUCAGUCGAGAUGAAAUGUCCGUGUUGCUUCGGAAGGGUCGCGAGGACCUGUCAGAUGCGGAGCUUGAAGUUCUGUGGGAUGACAUGAACCAUGACGGUGAUGAGGGAAUUGACUUCGAUGAGUUUGUGGACUAUUUGUUUGGUGUGUACUCGAAGGACGGUGCAAAGAUUGAUUGGGAAGGUACUUCAAACGUUUUCCACACUAUUGCAGAUGCGGCUGGGCGGCCUCACAUCACAUACCAUGAGUUUCUGGCACUCUGCCGUCAACUCGACAUCUUGGAUGAUACCGGCUUCGGGAUUACAGAAGACGAAGACUGGAAGACUCCUGGAAGACUCCUGGAAGACUCCUGGAAGACUCCUGGAAGACUCCUGGAAGAGACCUUGAGUCCCACCUUGAGUCCCACUCAAAGCAUCAGUGAUGAGGAUUGCAGGAUGCGAGAAUGCAGAGUGACACUUGAUUUGGCUUUGGCUGGAAGUGCAUUUGUAGGCCAAAGAGUCCCGUGUCCCCUCGAACCGAUCUACACUUCUCUUCGAUUCUCUUCGGCUUUUUCCGCCAAUUCGGAAGCUCUACUCCACACCAUGCUCACGCAGAGCAAUAUUAUUGCCGGUGCAGAGCUUUCAGGCGUUUGGUUGUCAAGGCUUCAACAGAUAGGCAGACGAGGCGAGUGGCAACAGGCUUUGCAGUGCUUGCAGGAAGUGCCAGCAGAUGUUGCAUUGGAAGUGGUCUAUAGUAUGGCAAUAACAGCUUGUGGAAGAUCUUUGCAGUGGCAAUGGUGCUUGAAGUUGUUGUGGGACCUUUCAGGACAGCAAAACAUGGUGAGAGCCGUGAGAGCAACUCAACAUAGCACUCUUAGCACUGCAAGUAGCACACAAUCGAGCACUCCCACGACUCCCUUGCUUCGCCCUGUUCGACCUGUUCCCAACAUCGUCGUGGUCGGUUCUGCCCUUGGAGAAACGUGGCAAGCGUGUUGGAAAUUGCUUGACCAGCUUCAGCAAGUCCAUCUGCAAGCGGAUCUGCUUUUGCUCAAUGCUAUGACCGAAACUUCAGAGUGGAGGAUAGAGGAAGACGUCAUUGCUUGCAGUGCAGCAAUUAAAGCCUGUGAUGCUGUUGGAGAGUGGAGACAAGCUCUCUCAGUUCUGACGAACUUCCGGAACAAGAAACUGCAAGCUGAUGUGAUUGCCUACAAUGCUAGCAUCAGUGCGUGCGCGAAAGCUGUGCAGUGGCAACAAGCGCAACAAGUGCUGCUGGCACUGCAGUUCUUUCGUAUUUGUAUCAACACAGCCACUUUGAGUACUCUCCUAAAUGCACACCCAUCGCGUGAGUGGCAGAAGGCUAAUGAGUUUCUGGCGCAAUCAGAGGCAGACUUGUCGAUUCACUUGUCGAUUCACUUGUCGAUAUUGUCGACAGCUUCAACACUUUUUGACCGCGCUGGAGAGCUCUGUCCCGUGUCCGGCAUUGCAGAUCUUGCAUUGGCCAGUUUUUCCUGUGCCUUUGAGCGACAGAGCUUUCGCUACGCAGUGGAGAAGGUGGUUCGGAUGGCUGCUCAUUCAAUGCGCUUGCCUGGGACCCCGAGGACCCUCAGAAGUGAGCUUUGCGUUCCCUGCUGACACAGCGAUGUGGGAGGAAGAGAU
Messenger RNA from Cladocopium goreaui, 1863 nucleotides. The record is from the annotation of a GenBank genome assembly. Lineage: Eukaryota; Dinophyceae; Suessiales; Symbiodiniaceae.